AAACAAGCAACCAUACUGAAAUAUUUUGCGUCCAUUUAAAAAAUCCUGUUUUGAAAGUCGCUGCGCCGCCUCAUCAAACUUUGUUGUUGCUGCUGCUUAGCUGCUUUUGCAAGGAGUUUCCUUGCUCUUUGCUUUCUUCAUAAACAAAAGCUUUGCGCUGCCUGCCAUCAACUGCAACUAUUGCUUCCAGACACAUAAAGCUAUAUAUAUAUAUAUAUAAUUAUAUAUACCUAUGCCAUAAAAUAUAGCCGAUGAUCAAAUUUUAAAGAACAACUGCCUUUGUGGUUCAUUUUAAACACAGCCUAAGAGUAGGCAACGGAAACAUAUCAGCGCAUACGCAUGCCAAUAACAAUUUAUGGAACAAAAUUUAACUAUAAAACUAACAACAACAACACCUCAAACCAAAACACGCGCCACUUAUGCGACGCUAUAAAACGGGAAAAUACUACAACUGCAACCAUAUUGCCAAACAACAUGUGGAACGCAUGCGCACAGCAGUGACACAAACCACUUACUGAGCUGCCAUUGCGCUGCGUAUAAGAGAGCAGAAUACAGAGCAAAUGCAGGCUGCGAUCUCAAUGAGAUAGCGGAACGGUUUUUGCUUUUGAAGAAUUGUGGCCACGUGGAUUAAAAUUUGUUGAGCAGCAUGGAUGCUCCCGAUGCCGUGGGACGCAUUAUAAGGGCGCCAGCUAGACGCAAACGGAACGAUGAACAACUAAUGGAUAGGAUAAAACUCAAAAAAGUGCUUGGCCUGACUGUUUGCAGCAAUGCCGCAUUGGAUGUAUCGCCCGUCAGCGGCCUGUUGGCCUAUCCAGCCGGCUGCACCGUCGUGCUCUUCAAUGCCAAGCGCCACACACAGGCCUAUCUGGUCAACACCUCCCGCAAAGCAUUCACAUCCGUCGCCUUCUCCCGCUGCGGCCGUUACGUGGCCACCGGCGAAUGCGGCAUCAAUCCCGCCAUCAAAGUCUGGGAGCUGGAAACGCCCAACGGCAAUCUGGAGCAUUGCAGCGGCGGCAAUGUGAUCGCCGAGUUUGUGGAUCACAAAUAUGCCGUCACCUGUGUGGCCUUCUCGCCCACGGGCAAGUACCUGGUAUCGGUUGGCUCGCAGCACGACAUGAUUGUCAAUGUGUUCGAUUGGCGGGCCAAUCUGAAAAUGGCCUCGAAUAAGAUUAGCUCGAAGGUGGCUGCGGUCUGUUUUGCCGAAGAUGGCAGCUACUUUGUCACCGUGGGCAAUCGUCACGUCAAAUACUGGUACUUGGAGGGCGGUCGCAAGUACAAAGAUCCCAUUCCACUGAUGGGGCGCAGCGCCAUUUUAGGCGAUUUGCGCGACAAUGACUUCUGUGCGGUGGCCUGCGGAAAGGGUAUCUGCUCGGAGAGCACUUAUGCCAUAACACGUCAGGGCCAUCUGGUGGAGUUCAGCUCGCGUCGGCUGCUGGAUAAGUGGGUUCAGUGUCGCACCACAAAUGCCAACUGCAUUUGCGUCAAUGAGCGGUUCAUACUCGUCGGUUGUGCCGAGUCCAUAAUUCGGAUUUUCAAUGCAGCCACACUGGAAUAUGUGACGACGCUGCCCCGUACACACUACCUCGGCGUCGAUGUGGCUCAGGGCAUACAAAUCAAUCACAUUAUGUCUGUGCCAACACAGGCAAAGUUUCCCGACUGUAUUGCCAUGGUCUUCGAUGAACAGCGAUCCAAGGUCAGCUGCGUCUACAACGAUCACUCCCUUUACAUUUGGGAUCUGCGUGACAUUUCCCGUGUGGGCAAAUCGCAUUCCUUCCUCUACCACUCCACGUGCAUUUGGGGCGUGGAAACUGUGCCAUAUAACCUGGAGCGUGAGCCGUCGCACACGCUGCCCGAAGAUUGCUUUGUAACCUGCUCCUCAGAUGACACCAUACGUGUCUGGGGGCUGGAUGGUUGUGCCAAUAAUGAAAUCUAUCGGAAAAAUAUCUACUCCAAGGAGCUGCUGAAAGUCAUUUACAGCGAUGAGGACCUGCAAUUCAUUAAGGAUCAGGGCUCGUCGCUGACGGACAAGACGGGCGGUUCCAGCUACGAUGGUCGCAAUGGUGUGCGCUGCAUCAAGAUAAGUCCGGAACUGCAGCAUUUGGCCAGCGGCGAUCGUUGCGGCAACAUUCGCGUCUAUAGUCUCGUCAAUCUGCAACUGUUGACCACCAUCGAGGCGCACGAAUCGGAAGUUCUGUGUCUGGAGUAUUCCAAUGAGAAAAUAGAACGCAAGCUACUGGCCAGUGCCAGUCGGGAUCGUCUUAUUCAUGUCUUCGAUGUGUCGCAGAAUUAUUUGCUCUUGCAGACCCUAGACGAUCACUCAUCGUCUAUAACGUCCAUAAAGUUUGUGGGCUCCGGACUGAACUUCCAAAUGAUAUCGUGCGGCGCAGAUAAAUCCAUUAUGUUCAGAACUUUUCAGGGCAACAUCUUUCUGCGCGGCACCAACACCUCAGGCAAAACAACGCUCUACGACAUGGAGGUGGACUCCAAUGCCAAGCACAUACUCACCGCCUGCCAGGAUCGAAAUGUGCGCGUUUAUGGCACCCAGAAUGCCAAGCAGACGAAGACGUUUAAGGGCUCCCAUUCGGAUGAGGGCAGUCUGAUUAAGCUGAGUCUCGAUCCCAGUGGCAUUUAUGUGGCCACAUCGUGCACGGAUAAGACCUUGGCCGUCUACGAUUACUACUCCAGCGAGUGCAUGGCUCGCAUGUACGGACACAGCGAACUGGUCACGGGUUUGAAGUUCACCAACGAUUGCCGCCAUCUGAUCUCGGCCAGCGGGGAUGGCUGCAUUUUUAUUUGGCAAGUGCCACACGACAUGAUUGUCACCAUGCAGGCCCGCAUGUCCCAACAGCGCUUGCGUUCCGGGCACGCCCCGCUGCAGCGACCCCUCGCACCGAUUUCUCCGCCGGAGGGCAUUGUCGUGGAGUCGCCAACCAACGAGUUGGUGGAACAUUUGGGCGGCAUGCCACAAAAGUUUGUCACACCGCAGGCGGGCUUUGCGGGAGAUUCGCCACCGACCCCCGGCUACAGACUCUCAGAUGUGGGACAAUUGCCGCAGUGGGCCAAACGUAAGGUGGCGGACUCAGACAGUGGCGCUAUGUCCAUCCCCACGCCGGGGGUAAGCGCCUCUGUCGGCGGUGCGGCCAUGCAUGCGGCCUCCUCCAUGACCAACCUCAGUUCGUCGCCUAGUCAAACCCAGCUGGGCGUGGCACCACGCCCCAGAGGUCGUUGGGCACAGCGUAGCAAUCAAUUGGACCCGGAUGAUUUACGAUCGAAUUCGGAGAGUCCGCUGGGCACCGUUUCAUCGGUGGGCGGCAUCAGUGCCACCACUGUUCAGACCUCGGACUACAAUAGUGCCUCCUCUAAGGACAUUAUGUACAAUCAGACCUAUUUGAGCGAAGAUAGCUCCAUAGACUCGGGCAUGGAGACGCGUCGCGAGCUCAAGUUCAUAGGCAGUAGCAAUAAUGGCACCGUAGCUGCGGCCAGUGCUGUUAAUAACAAUGGUGCCAUGGUUGGGGCCCAGCAGCAGCGACUGCAACCAGAAAAGCGGAAGGGCCUGCGCUUUGACACCCACACGCAUGAUCAUGACGGGGAUAUAGAGGACAUAUCGGAUGGCGAGCGAACUAGCUCGGAUCACGGCAUGUUCUACAACAACAUCUCGCCCAGCACGCCAACUGACUUCAAGGUAACGGCCAUGAACGAGGAUGAGCUGCGCAAAUCGGUGCGUCGUCAAAAGUUUGAGAAAACCGGACUCCAGCUGAGUGGCAAUGGUAGUUCGCAUACGGCCAGCACUGGAACGGGCACUGGCACAUCGGACACCGAGGACGAGGGCUCCACGCCGAGCGCUGAGAAUGCCGAACGCUCAUUGGCCUCAACAUUAGGCGGCAGCUCUGAGAAUCUGCCACAGAGUGGAAAUAGUUUUCUGCACGCAGCACUGCCGGAGGGACCCGGCAUGCUGCUGGAGCGUGGGACGAGCAGCCGUCGCAGCAUCAGCGCCAAACACAAUACUGAAAAUGGCAAAGGCGUCUCCGCAUCGCCCACCAUAACCAAGUCAUACACCAGCACCAAGAAGGAGGAGCUCCUGCAGGUCAUCAACAAGGUCAAGCAGACGCUGGAGAAUGGCCCGCGUAAAAAUGGCAUUAAAAAGUUGAAUGCCAUACUGGAGGUCGGACACAGGCCGCUGCGUGGCAGCCAUAGCAUAGCUGAUCUGAGCAUGGCCGGAAACUUGGAUGGAUCGCGUAAUGUCGCCGGCUCGGGACGUUACACAAAGCCGGUUGCUUCCCAUGAAAAUUCACAGUAUAUUAGCCCAGCUAUAGCCACCCAGCAACAACAACAACAACAGCAAUCACAACCACAAACAGUGAGGCAAAUUCAACACCAAAAUCAAUACCAGCCUGUCCAAAAACAACAACAGCAACAACAACAACAGCCGCCACAGCAACAGCAACAACAAUUCUUCAACUGUGCCGCACCCAAAUCGAAGUUGCAGCAAAAUUUCCAAACCAUGCGUCAAGUCCAGCAACACUAUCCGCCCUACCCGCAUCAUGUGGGCGUCCAUCAGAUACAUCCACCACCGGGGGUGCCCUUCAUGCAGAAGCCGACUGCUGGCCGAACAACUCAGACCGCUCCACGUCUGGGGGCUAAGCGUAAUCCGGCGGGCAAUUCUCGACGAACGCCCAGCAUACUCAAGCACUAUAAAUCGUGCCCGGUGUCGCCGGUGCAUGAGGAGGUCGAGUGGUCGGGAGAUAACGAACGCACCGUAGUUGCAGAGCCCAAGAGGCAUUCGGUCUAUGCGGAUGAUGCCCGCACCAUCUUGGAUAUGAUACAUGCGGAUACGGAGAAGAUGAUUGAGGAGAUAACGCGGAAAUACGGUGAUCUGGAUGAUGUGGACAUGUGCGAGAGAAGGCAAGUCGGCAUGCCCGCCUCCUACUCGAUGCCCUCGAACUUGCGCGGUCUGGGCUCCACCGGGGAGUCGACACCGACGCGCACCCCACCCCGCGGCAACUGUACCCAAUACUACACCGUCUAUCGUGAGAUCUAUCAGUGUGAGCGUAAGGUCUCGCUCUCGGACAUCCUACAACCGGAGCAGUUCGCGCAGCAGCAGCAGCGGCUGGAGGAGGCGCGCUUCCUGGAGACUCAGCGCCAUUCGAGCGCCAGUUUCUUUCUCACAUCGCAGCCCUCGCAUGAUCGCAUGAGUCAGGAGUCGCUGUUGAGUGACGAGAAUGGCGGUGGAAGCUAUUGCAAUAGCUUGGAGAGCGUGCUCUCCGAUGAGAGUGACUGCAAGAGCGCGCCCCUCGAACCGCCACCCGUGCAAUUUCAGAGGCAUGCGGGCAUACGAAACUUUAUCAUACACGGCCCUGUCGCCCAACAGCUGUCCAAGUCCUACGGCAGCAGUCCCAAUGCCUACGGCAGUUUCGAUUACUAUAUGCAGCGGGGAGUAGCGGGAGCAGGAGGAGGAAUGGGAGUAGGCAGCGGCGCCGGCGGCUACGAUAGCUUUGACAUGUCUGGCUACAAUUUGGAGCAACUUAAGCCGCUGCCUAGUUCCAAAACCUAUCCACGCAUUGCUCCCCCAGCAGCAACUACCACUAGCGCUGGCAAAAUUGAGGAAAUACCCACACUACGCUCCAAAAAUAAACAAUACAAUUCGGGAGUUAACAAGAGUCUGAGCACAGAUUUUGCCCAACAACGCCAGCAACGAAACUCCAAUCCCAUGCAAUCCAACGAAUUGAUGUUUGUGCGAAAACCCGUGAAGCCCAAGCCUCCCAUACCUGCCAAGCCCCACAAUUUGGUUUCCACACUCACGCACUGCGUCGAGCAUAAACAGAGUCCGAAACGCGUGACCAACUCACGCACGGCGAGUGUGGUGCGCCAAUUCGAGCAUAAUUUGCAGAAAUUUGAGCGCGAAAAGCAGCGACAACAACAACAGCGACCCGUGCCCACGGCCAUGCGAUCUUCGGUUAGUAGCGGAGCUCUGGCCACCCAGAGUUGUCUGAAGAAAGUGUCACGAUUCGACACCAGUGAGAGUAAUCGACGAGCCACGAGCAUGCGCCAACGAGCGAGGCCCAAAAUAAGUGUUCGCUUCAACACCGUCUCGCAAAUCAAAUACACGCCCAGUGCGAAGCGUGUGGCUGGCGGUGGUGCCGCAACCGCAACCACAACCACCCGACCACUGAACGACAUCAACAGCAAUGAGGCCGACACAGAAUUCGAGCCCGAAUUCGAACCCUCACCCGAGCCCAUAGUGGGCAGCCUGCCCAGCGAUUAUGGCGGGGAACGUACCUUCGAAAUGUAUUUCUCGGAAAAUGGCAACGCCGGGGAAAACAUGAAUAUGGACAGUCUGAAGCUAUACACGAAGCCCGAACUGCAAUCUGUCGUCGACGAAAUACAGCAGGAGCGCGCCAAGCAUAAGAAAAAUCUAGCGAAUGUGGAACGUAGUGUCCAAAACAAUUCCACCACUCAUCAGUGUCAAAAUAUAGCCAAAAAAAUAGAUAUAAUCGAGAAGCUGAUUGCCAUGGAGGAGCGUAAAAUGGAACAGAUUCGUUUGGCCACCGAGACUCGUCUGCGUCCCUUUGCUUGCAAUUCCAAGCAAAAAGGUUACGUCAAGAGUCUGACGAUGAAUUUUGAUAUGCUGGCCAAGGGUAUGGAGCGCGAGGCGGAAUUGGAACAGGAGCAGGCACAGGCACAGUUCCAGGGCAGUGAUGGCAACGAUGCCGAUUUGUGCGCCUAUGCGCGUCAUAUUAGACGCAAUUGUAGUUUACCGGAUGUGCUCGAAAGUGCCGAUUUUUCCGCCUACCAUCAUCAGCAGCAUCAUCAUCAUCAUCUGCACCACAAUGUGGAAUUGGCCAAGGAGGUGAAAGCCGAUGAUGAUGAGUUUGGCGCAGUUAACGGCAAUGAUGCUGAUGAAGAUGAUGAUGAAGAUGAUGACAAUGAUAUUGAGGAUGAUCUACAAGGCAAUCCCAAAGCCCUCAACCCCAUGCCCAUUGAGGAAUCAUCCAUACGUCGGGCCUGCUCACUAAGUGAUCUGCAUAUGGGAAACUUUGGUAAACCAAGCAAAUCUAGCAGCAAUCAGUUGCAGAAACCGUCAGUGCAGCAUCGCAACAGCAGUGCCACACGAUCCGCCAGUAAGAGGAACAGCUUGCAGGGCAAAUCUCUGGGCAGUGGUCUAUUGGGCGCCUCCAGUAAUUCCAUGAAUGUGCUCAACCAAGGCAGCGACUCCGAACCGGAGGAUAACAAUCGUUUGCGCAAUGCCACUAACGGACAAAGUCGUAGCAAUGGACCCAUUGCUGCCAAUCGUCAAUACGGCAACAAAGCAAACAAUGUCAACAAUAAUCGUCGCAAGGGUCCCAAUUUUAGCAACGCUACGCUGCAAGACGACUCCAGUUCGGAGGAAACACCCAAUAGUACCAGCAACAAUAAGCCCAUUGUACCGCCCAGACCCAGAAACUUGGGCUUUGAUCACAAGAGCAAGCUUCUAAAUCACAGCAACAGCCCCAAUGCGGUCAAGCAACGUGGUGCGUUGGAAACUUUGGAGUACGAGGGUCCAGAUCCUGAGGCGCAGGUUCACAAUGUCAUAAAUAAAUUGUAUACAACAACACAAACGGCGAUGCAACUGCAUGCCAAUCUGAAGAAUUCGCUGCUUUUGAAGGAACUGGAGAACGCUGUGAUUAUGUCGCGCAAUAUGCUCGGCAGCAUAACACAAAAUCGGCCAAACGAAAAGACGCUUACAAAUCAAACAAACAUGCAUGGCGGCGUUUAUGGCGUCAAUGAACAAACGACAGCAACAACAACAUCAACAGGAACAACAGGAACAGGAGCGACAAGCAACAAUCUUGAUAAUGGCGACUAUCUGAUGAUGGUCAAUAACUGUGCCGAUCUUUUGAGCAAUUUACGCACGAAGCACAAACCCGAUGACUGUGAGAAUAACUCCUAGUGUGUAGCGCUUAGUCUAAGCAAUAAUGGCAACUAAAUGGGGGGAACUAAUAUUUAUUAAACAAUUUGAAAAUGCAACCACAACAAAAGGCAAUGGAGGAAACACCAACCCUAACAAAUAAUAACAAUUCAAUAAACAAACACUAAACUCUUAUUGUAAUUAAUAUGCAUUAAUACUAACUACAAUUAAAACCCCAUUAUUAUUAUUAAUAUUAUAAUUAUCUAUUAUUAUUACUAUAUUGUUAUGUUAAGUGUUUAGCUAAGUUCGUAGCUCAUAUGUGAAAUGUGUUGAUUGUGAAGAGUUUGAUUUUUUUUUCGUGCGCGUGCAUUUUGUUUGCAUUCAUUUGAAGAAAUUUGAAGAAAUGGAUUGCUUAGCUUAAAUAUAAUUUAGUUUUUAAACCAAUUGUGAAUGUGAGAAGCAACAACAAUUUCUACAAUUAUGUGUAUAUGUUAAGUGUUAUUUGAGUUCUAAGGCACAUAACGGUGUCGAUUGUUACGUUGAGUGUAAGAGCUCCCGACUUUAUUGUAAAGUGCGCUUAGUUAAUGCCUUUGUUCAUUUGUUUCCCGAUAAUUAGUCAAAAUGUACGAUGGCAAACAUUUUUAGCAACUUUUGAAGCGCUCUUGUGUCAAAUUGAAAAUUCCAAUCCAUAUAUGUAUAUUUAUCUAUAUGUAUGUAUACUCACAUUAUAUUUAACAACAAACAACAUAUAAGUGCUUAUUAAUGGCAAAAAGAAAGAAGAAAAUGUUGAUAAAUGGUGUGUCUCUAUUUCCUUACUUGUGCCUAAAAAAUAUUUUGGAAUGUGGCGCAGAAGUACGUCUUUCUCCGAAGCACUUAAUGUUUAAUUGAAUAGUUAAUUAUUAUAUUUGUAUUUACGACAAUUAUACAUAUAUAAAGCUUGUCUAAUUUGUAUUAGUCCUUAAAUUUACAUAACAAUAAUUUACAACUAACUGAAAUGUAUUAAAUUUAACUUAAAUUAGAAAAACAACCAUUAUGCUAUUUCAAUUUAAACUAAAACAAAACAACAACUAAUUAAAAACCAAUAACAAUAAUACAUAAUGCAUAAUUUUUGAAAAUAUUAAACACGCUUGUUUCUUUUCAAAGCCAAUCGCCAACUUCCAGCCAAAUAGUCCCUAUUUAUUUGGCUGCCAAGUUGAAAACAAAACCCAUUAACUGCUACCACACAUCUCUGGCAUAUGCGCGACAUAUGCCAACAGCUGUAUUCUGUAUAUAGUAUAUAUCUAUUCGAAUAUUCCAUAUUCUUAGAUGGGUAACGGCCAAAAUAAAAACCAAAUAAAACAACACUUAAAACUAACUAAAACUAAUCCCCAAACAUAACUACAAAUUGUACAAUUUUUGAG
Molecule: messenger RNA, 9285 nt
Organism: Scaptodrosophila lebanonensis
Lineage: Eukaryota; Metazoa; Arthropoda; Insecta; Diptera; Drosophilidae
Gene: Wdr62
Product: mitogen-activated protein kinase-binding protein 1
Exons: 21
Coding region: 647-7927 (2426 amino acids)
Biological process (GO): mitotic spindle organization; regulation of mitotic cell cycle
Cellular component (GO): mitotic spindle
Molecular function (GO): protein binding
Source: RefSeq, a predicted model, not a curated record